UUGAGUAUCGAGCCGGCCGACUAACAAGAUCAGCGUUAAUCCGGUAAAAAGUACGAUGGAAGGCUUCUGAGGUAGGCCUGUGGUCAUCAGUGGUGCACUUGGCGUUCGGACUUCUCAGCAUUUUUAGCAAUGGGAGAUAACAAAAGAAAACACGGUUCAGAUAUAGGAUUAGUCUCUUCACCGAAUUGGGACGAAUCGGCCCUCGAAGGGGAACAUAUUUGGUAUUCGAAAGAUCCGUCCGAAAAAUGUUACAUGGGAGAAUCAGAAUGUAAACAAGAAGGCACCAAGUUGAAGUGCUCAGCGUGCAAGAUGGUCGCUCAUACCAGUUGCAUUUCGGAAAUCGCCGGUAACCAGAGGUUCCAUUGCAAACCGACCUUCAAAGACGCCGGUCUUACAUCUUACAGAGAAGAUACAAAAACUAAACACCACUGGAUUCACAGGCGGACUCAGAAGGGGAAAUGCCAUCACUGCGGAAAGGCUUUUCAGUCGAAAUUGCCUUUUUGCAAUGAUAAAAUUGCAUUGCGUUGUUCUUGGUGUCAAAUAUCAUUCCACAAUAAAGACAACUGCUUUAACGCGCAAAAACGUGAAGAAGAUUGCAACCUAGGAAUACACUCUGGGACAAUUGUACCGCCAUCAUGGAUAGUGAAACUUCCACGGAAAAGCGAAGAGUGCGAUGUGCCAAGCACGGAGAAAGCAUUCACUGUGAAACCGAUACCAACAACAAACAUGCACCCUGUUAUAGUGUUCAUCAACCCAAAAUCUGGUGGCAACCAAGGUCACAAAUUGCUCCAAAAGUUUCACUGGUUGCUUAACCCAAGACAAGUGUUCGACUUAACUCAAGGAGGACCUAAAAUGGGGUUGCAAUUGUACCGUAAGGUUCCUUAUUUGAGAGUGUUGGCCUGUGGUGGCGAUGGAACUGUCGGUUGGAUUCUUUCAGAGAUUGAUCAACUAGACUUCAACCCACCACCGCCCGUCGGCGUCCUUCCACUUGGAACUGGCAACGACUUAGCCAGGGACUUAGGCUGGGGAGGGGGUUAUUCCAAUGAGCCGAUGUCAAAAAUUCUUCGGAAUGUGAGCCUGGGAGAUGUCGUCCACCUAGACAGGUGGGAGCUGAAGGUUGAAAAAAAUCCCAAUGCCACAGAGGCGAAGUGUGAAGGAAAAGACAAUCUCUCUCUAAAUGUAGUUAAUAACUACUUCAGCCUUGGUGUCGAUGCUCACAUCGCCUUACAAUUUCAUGAAGCCAGAGAAGCCCACCCUGAAAAAUUCACUUCUAGACUACGAAAUAAAAUAUUCUAUGGACAGAUGGGCGGCAAAGAUCUUUUAAAGAGGAAAUGGAAAGGGUUGGCAGAAUUUGUCACUCUUGUGUGCGAUGGAAAGGAUCUGACAUCAGAAUUGAAAAAACACAAGUUUCAUGCUAUAGUGUUUCUAAACAUAGCCAGUUAUGGAGGUGGCGCUAAACCUUGGCCACCAAUGGAUGGCAUGAAGCCAUCAACAGAUGAUGGAUUAAUAGAAGUUGUUGGAUUGACUACUUAUCAAUUGCCAUUGCUACAAGCAGGUGGCCAUGGAACUGGAAUUUGCCAAUGCAAAUCCGCUGUAAUCACGACUUUCAAAACAAUACCGAUGCAAGUGGAUGGCGAAGCGUGUAAGCUCAAUCCGAGUAUUAUUACAAUGAGCUUUUUGAAUAAAGCCCCCAUGGUGGCAAAGCGUGGAAGGACUUCAAGGGUUUCCACACAAACCCAUCUGGAGCCUAUAAACAUCGGUGUCCAGAAAAUUAAUAUAGCUGAUUAUGAGGAGUAUCAGUGUGACACAGAACACUUGAAGAAAGCAGCGAUAAACAUAGGACAAUUUGAAGUGGACCCUAUGGCUGACCUGGAACAAAUUCGCCAUUUGAUUAAUAGCAAAAUGGAAACACAAAACCCUUCCACGACCAAAUCAGAAUGGUGUUACCUUGAUACUUGUACUGCUGAGAAAUUCUUCAAAAUAGACCGUGCCCAAGAGCAUUCCUAUUAUAUCACAGACAUUGCAUCUGAUUCACUUUACAUAUUGAAUUGUGAGCCUAUCAAAGUGAAUAUUGAAGAGAAAAUUUCAAAUCUUGAAACAAGCUCUGUCAAGUCCAAUCAGAGGAACUGUACAGAAACAAGCGAAGGAAAGACAACUGCAGUGAGCCCAUACCUUGACUCAGCAGAAGAUAAGAUUUUGGAUAGUGUGCAAGUGAAAAACACCGAGAACAACAUUCAUGAAAAGGUCAAAGCAGAUGAGAAAGAAGAAACAAACAUAAGUUAUAAAAGCAUACUUCUCGAGAAAACAACUGAUAGUACGAUUCAAGCAGCAAAAGAAGGUGACAUCAGAGCACUAGUAGGAUUGCACAAGCAAGGCUACUCUUUGCUCUCUAUAGACUCCUCUGGGCAGACUGCGCUUCAUUAUGCUGCUCGCAACGGUCAUAAAAACAUUGUCAAGUACCUAAUUGCUUGUGCUCCUUAUUCGAUAAUUGACAUGGUGGACAACGAAAGGGGGCAGACAGCAUUGCAUAAAGCAACGUUUUAUGGCCACAGCGGCAUCUGUUGUAUGCUGGUUGCGGCUGGUGCAUCAUUGACUCAACCAGACAACUUUGGCAAAACGCCUAAGUUAUUAGCUAUCGAGCGCAAGGACCAUCAACUCGCUUCGUAUCUAGAAAGCCAAGAAAGUAUCCAACUAGUAAGAGAAGAGUACGAGACAAAAUUAUAAUUUGAAAUGUAGUCCUCAUUAAACAAUUUUUAAUACUUAAUUUAAAAUAUAUGCUUGUUUUUUAA
Molecule: messenger RNA, 2789 nt
Organism: Cimex lectularius (bed bug)
Lineage: Eukaryota; Metazoa; Arthropoda; Insecta; Hemiptera; Cimicidae
Gene: rdgA
Product: eye-specific diacylglycerol kinase
Exons: 19
Coding region: 130-2724 (864 amino acids)
Biological process (GO): iron ion transport; intracellular signal transduction; diacylglycerol metabolic process
Cellular component (GO): early endosome; plasma membrane; recycling endosome
Molecular function (GO): ATP-dependent diacylglycerol kinase activity; protein binding
Source: RefSeq, a predicted model, not a curated record